Hyaloperonospora brassicae is the source of this 1320-nucleotide messenger RNA. The record is from the annotation of a GenBank genome assembly. Lineage: Eukaryota; Oomycota; Peronosporomycetes; Peronosporales; Peronosporaceae.
AUGGCGAGCUACUCGUUCCCGCUCCUCAAGCCGCGCGACAUCUUUGCGUGUCUCCGCGAGAUGCGCGUUCUCGUUUCCGAGGACGAGAUCCGUGCGUGCGAGCCGAGUGCCGUGCGCAAGAUCUUCGAGGUGUUCAUUGAGAGCUCGAUGGGCGUGACGCGCGAAGACAUGGCGCAAAUCGCCUUCCCGGGACUGCCCACAUUGAGCUUCCCGGAGAUCCACUCGGAGUCGAUCCCAGAGCUCACGUUCUACCGCACUGCACAGCGUCUGCUGGCAGCCUGCGGCGUCUCUGACUUUGGCCUGCGGGAUGUGCUGCACCCGACACCGAAGCGCGUGCGGCGGCAGCUCAGCGCGCUCAUUAACUUUGCCAAGUUUCGUGAAGAGCGCCUCGUAGCGUUCAGCGAGAUCACGGGACGCACGGACGAGCUACAUACGAGACGGAAGGCGUUGCGCGAGGAAAACGCGGCGCUGCAGCGCGAGCUGGGUCAGCUGCUCGAUGAGCAAAAGGCCGAAGAGCCUGCGCGGCUGCAGCUACAGACCGAGGUGGCGGAGCUACAAAAGGAGAUCGACGGGUUCAAUCGACAGCAAGCGGUGAUGCGCCAUGAGAAGGAUGAGAAACGCGACUGGCGCAAGAAGAUGGAAGAUGUCGUAGCAUCCGCUAGGUUCGACAAGGUUGAGGCAGAGGAAGAAAUCGAGCGGCUGAAGGCGCUGAUCGUCACGUCACCUGAACGAGUAAGAGGCGAGCUGACGACUAUUGACGAGACGCUGGAGAAGGCCAAGGAAGACGUGCUUGAGCUCGAAGAGAAACGCAGCGCCGUGUUGGGAUUUAUUGACGUGUACGAGAGAGCAGAAAAGGAGUUGGCGAGGACGUUUGCACUGCUGGGCGAGAUCGAGCGAGAGAUGGAAUCUUGCAAGCAAGUCAAACAUCAGGUGAAGAAUGCCCGGAAGCGUAUUCGUGAGCUCCAGGUCCGCAUAGCAGAGACCAUUACUCGUCGGCAGCGGCUGGAAAAGCUCGUUGAGCUAAAGAAGAGAGAUCUCUGGAAGUAUAUCGAGGAGGCACGGGUGACGGAAGAAGCUGCUUCCAAAGCACUCCAAACUGCUCGGGAGGAGCUAUAUAAAUUAGAGUCCGUACACCUGGACGUUCGUCAGCGCAUAACUCACAACACAGAAGCGACUCGCAAGGUGGAGCUCAAGAUGCGGGAGGUGGAAGUUCAGUACCAGAAAGAGCUGAAGAGCUUGGAGCAGAUGUACUCGCGUCUCCAGCAAGCUGCAGAGUACUACAACCAGCAAGUGCUUAAGGCGAUCCAAUUGAGUUCGUAG